Messenger RNA from Phragmites australis (common reed), 3002 nucleotides. Its product is annotated as protein MICRORCHIDIA 6-like. Gene Ontology annotation, cellular component: nucleus. Gene Ontology annotation, molecular function: ATP hydrolysis activity. The record is from RefSeq and is a predicted model, not a curated record. The coding region runs from base 228 to 2249 and encodes 673 amino acids. The transcript has 19 exons. NCBI's taxonomy places the organism in Eukaryota, Viridiplantae, Streptophyta, Magnoliopsida, Poales, Poaceae.
AGAUCCCGGCGUCAUUUACGGAUCUUUAGCUUUCUUCUCCUGAGAGCCCGUGGGAUUUCGAAUUUCUUCUUAUAAACGCCCGCGACGAGAAUGGAAUAAAUAAACUCGGCUGGCGACAGCGCACGGGACGAGCUCAGCUGCCCAACGAACCCGAAAAUCGAGCUCCGUGCCCAGCCAGCCUCCCGCAGAGAGCGAAACCGACAGGCGUCAAGCCAGCCCUAACAUCGAUGAGCUCCGGCGCCGCCGCGGCCGAGGUGAUAGAGCUCUCCAGCGACGACGAGGAGCCCGUCCCCAGCGCCAGCGCGCUCGCCCUCGCCCCGUCCUCCCCGCCCGACAUCAAGCCGCACUUGCUCGCGGAUGUCGAUGUGAAGCCGCUGCUCCUCCCGCCGCCCCACCCCCCGGGAUACGGCGCGCUCGUGCCCGUCAAGACCGAGGAGCCCGUGUCCGUGCCAACCGCCUCCCCACCGCCCAGGGCCCUCCCGCCGCCGCGCCUCAGCCGCCAGUUCUGGAAGUCCGGCGACUACGUCGUCGCGCGCCGCAAUCCCGACGCCGACAACCCCGGUGGCCGGAACCGGCUGCGGAUAAAUCCCAAAUUCCUGCACUCAAAUGCUACUUCCCACAAGUGGGCUUUCGGUGCCAUUGCUGAGCUUCUUGAUAAUGCCAUCGAUGAGGUGAACAAUGGGGCAACAUUUGUCCGUGUUAAUAAAUUUACAAACCCACGGGAUGGGAACCCCUCAUUGUUGGUUCAAGAUAAUGGAGGGGGAAUGGAUCCAGAGGCGCUGAGACGUUGCAUGAGCUUUGGAUUUUCAGAUAAGCAGUCUGAUGCUUUCAUUGGGCAAUAUGGAAAUGGUUUCAAGACUAGCACGAUGCGGCUAGGAGCGGAUGUGAUUGUUUUUACACAAAACCAAAAUAACUGGGCACGGACAAGAAGUAUCGGCCUUCUUUCUUAUACAUUUUUGAUGGAAACAGGUUGCGAUGAUGUAUUGGUGCCAACGGUGGACUAUCGGUACGAUCCAACAACUGCUUCAUUUACUCAGAUGUUGCGCCAUGAUCAGAAGCUCUUCUCAUCUAAUUUGGCAAUCCUUCUGAAAUGGUCCCCUUUUGCCAGUGAAACUGAGUUGCUUAAACAAUUUGAUGAUAUGGGAGAGCAUGGAACAAAGAUAGUUUUAUUCAACCUCUGGUUCAACGAUGAUGGGGAUAUGGAGCUUGAUUUCAACUCUGAUAAGAAGGACAUCCUUAUUACUGGGGCACACAAGAAGAAGAAACAUAAUUCGGAGAAGGCCGUAACACAGAACUAUGUUUCAACUCGGCUUCGUUAUUCUCUUAGAGCAUAUGCUUCUAUCUUGUAUCUUCGUGUACCUGAUAGUUUCAGAAUUAUCCUGCGUGGAUGUGAUGUGGAGCCACAUAAUAUUGUUAACGAUUUGAUGUACCGUGAGUGCGUGUUGUAUAAACCACAAAUUGCUGGACUUACGGAGUCAUCUGUAAUCACAACCAUUGGGUUUGUCAAAGGUGCACCAGACAUUGAUGUACAAGGGUUUAACGUAUAUCACAAGAAUCGUUUAAUAACGCCCUUCUGGAAAGUUGCAAACAACUCAUAUGGGAAAGGGCGAGGAGUUGUUGGCAUUCUGGAGGCGAACUUCAUCAAACCUACCCAUGACAAGCAGGAUUUCGAGAAGUCAGUCCUUUAUCAAAGGCUUGAGAUUCGCUUGAAAGAUAUGACUUAUGAAUACUGGGACCUUCAUUGCCAUCGUAUUGGUUAUGACAACAAAAAAUUACCCAAAGCAACCCGUGCACUUAAUCGUGCCAGUCAUAUGAAUGCUGGUAGUUCCCCAGUCAGUGCUCCACCUCGGUUGCUUGCAGCUGAUGUUCCGACAAGCAGCUGUGCUAUACCUAGAUUAUCAGCCUCUGCAGCAAGAGAAAGGAUCAAUAGUCUUGGCUCCCUUUCAAAGAACAAGAUGGGAUUGAAGAGAAAGUUAGAUUCAAUUGGUUCUAUGACAGACAGUGCUGACCGAGAUGGGGUAGAUCAUAUGGAUGGAGUUGAUGUUUCUCAACGAAAACGGUUUAACGAGUACAAGAAUUUGACCCUGGAGAAUGACAAGUUGCGUAAUGAAUGCUUGCAAUAUGAGGAAUCAGAGAAACAACUUGUCCUAAAGGAACAAAAGCUCCGAUCUCAAAUUGCAGAGGAAAGAAAGAAGUAUCAGGAAUUGUUGGAAGAGCUUAGAUCAUUGGAUGUGAAGAAAGAGAAAUAGUUGACAAUUUUCUCCACUUCUCCACGUGGAUGGUUACGCCCUCUUGCUUGUCGCCUGACUUUAUGAUCAGCUCACUACUGUUUGAGACCUUCAAUGGUGAUUAUGGGAAGAAAUGAUCCCACAACUGAUAUCUUCUGAUUACCAUACUUGGUAGAGAUGUAAAAUUUUGUAUCACUAAUCUUUGUAGGGCCCUGUGAUGAUGGAAAGCGGGCAUGUACUAUGUUGUAGAAGUAUGUAACAUUUAUUGGACUAUACAGCAGUGGUUUCGUGAUAAUGGGCUGCUGUUUCCCACAUCAAUACAUCUCGGUCUCGUGUCAAAUGAGGUGAAGAUUUUGAUCUGGUACUUUCUUCUGCACUCUGCAGUGGUUAGAGUUGGAAUUGAAUACAGCUUUUUACAAUGUUGUGCAGAACUGCAGAAGAUUUUGAUCUGGUACUUUCUUCUGCACUCUGUAGUUAGAGUUAGAAUUGAAUACAACCUUUUACGAUGUUGUGCAGAACUGCAACCGUUAUCAGUUCAUAGUCGUGGCGAUCCUAAAUUUGUCGUGCGGUACUUAAUCAUUUGUUCCUUGAGUCAUGAGGGUACAGUGCAAUGUAACUUGUACUGCAACUGUUAUCUGUUCGUAGCCUUUGGUUCAUCACUCACCAUAUGUUUGUAGGUACAGUGCAACCUAACUUGUACAUGAUGGUGUAUUAGUUAUCUGGUUUGUAUCCAUAACAUCAUUUUCUUUUGAGACGGUCCAUGAAUUGAUUGUU